AUGUUGACUCUCGCUCAUCUUGUAACUAAAGCCGUUGCAAUGAAACCGUAUUUGGCACGUCAAAUUGCCACUACUUCCGUUCAGAAUGGCAAAUUUUUCGCCGAUGCGGAAGACAAACGUCUCGAUCAACACUAUAUGGAUAUCUUCAACGAUCCAAACAUCGACGGCUUCUUUUUGCGAGCAGCUAUGCAAGAUUUGCAUGAACUGGAUAUGAUUCCUGAUCCCGAUAUCUGUGAUGCCGUGCUACGUGCUUGCCGACGGGUGAACGAUUUUGCACUUGCCAUACGUUUUAUUGAAUCUCUUAAAGAAAAAUGUGUUCUCAGACGAUGGACUCAUAGAUGGUUAUUGGAUAAGAUUAAGCCUACGAUGAACGAGUUAGGCAUCCCUACAUUAGAGGAAAUGAAUUACGACAAACCCGAAUUGUUCGUUCCUAUGUCUGAGUGGUGGUGGGAACGAAAGUGAGUGGAGAUCAGAUGUCGGAAGGAGAUUGAACAGUUCCAGAUUUUUGAAUACAGAUCGAAUUGUGAUGAAAACUUAUGGAUAUGCAUAUUAGUUAUGAACGAAAUGAGUAUUAUUAAUAAUUAUGACAUUUCGGCUGGGUACAAAGAAUAUGGAUUCGAUAAACAUGGGUACGACUAUUGA
Cercopithifilaria johnstoni is the source of this 642-nucleotide messenger RNA. The record is from the annotation of a GenBank genome assembly. Lineage: Eukaryota; Metazoa; Nematoda; Chromadorea; Rhabditida; Onchocercidae.